This is a messenger RNA of Gadus morhua (Atlantic cod), 12680 nucleotides long. RefSeq names its product dynein, axonemal, heavy chain 1 (gene dnah1). The coding region runs from base 258 to 12605 and encodes 4115 amino acids. Gene Ontology annotation, cellular component: dynein complex. Gene Ontology annotation, biological process: microtubule-based movement. NCBI's taxonomy places the organism in Eukaryota, Metazoa, Chordata, Actinopteri, Gadiformes, Gadidae. Gene Ontology annotation, molecular function: ATP binding; dynein intermediate chain binding; dynein light intermediate chain binding. The record is from RefSeq and is a predicted model, not a curated record. The transcript has 78 exons.
CCCCCAGACCCCCAGAGACCCCCAGACCCCCAGAGACCCCCAGACCCCCAGAGGUUUUUCGUCAUGGGACAAAACUACCACCUAUCAGGAAAACCCCAGUGAAUGAACCGACCGGUCUAUACUCAGAUUUGAUCACUAAGAGAGUGUCUACAAACAAGUUUUCAAGCGACAGACCAGAAACCCAACGGAGCUCUCUCUGUCAGCCCAACACCCCAACAGUGAAGACCUUCCAGGUGGCGGCUGAUGUGUAUGAGCGGAUGGAAAACCUUCCUCCGGGACCAACCACGGAGUUACCGCCCAACACUGACUUCUAUGCCGGGGCGUAUGCAGCCAAAGUCCAGCUGCCCUAUCAGUCCAUACCUGGCAAGACCCCCCGCAAGAUAGAGAUCGAGAGACGGAGAAAGGAGUACAUGAAACUCGACAUAGAAAAGCUCCUGUCGGAAAAGGGCAUAGACGCUACGCACCUUAUGCCUGUACCUCAAAGCAGUGGUAGUGAGGACCAUGUGCCGAACCUAAAUCAACCUGGCCCGCCUGCCUCUAACUAUCUACCCUUGGAGGUGUUUGACAAUGAGGAGUUUGACUGCCGUACGCCGGCUGACUGGCUGGCUCUGGGCUGUGCAGAGGCCUCUUCUGAGCGGAAGCCUGUCCCAGCUCGGGCGCUGCUGCCCACCGACGACCAGCCUCCACCAGAAGAGCCUGACAGCCCCAGCGGUCCCCACAGCUGGCAGGCGGUGGGGGUUCUGGCCUACAGCCAGGAGAAAGGCCGGUACCUGGUGCAGAAGGCAGAUCAACACGGCCGAUUACGGCAGCAACAGAUCACCCCCUUUCUGAACGGAGGGGCCGGUGACGAUGUCCUGCCAGGGGGUGGGUUCUGGGUGCCCCGGAUCCGGCUGCUGUUCAGCGCCGAGGACCCUCGUGGGUUUGCCGAGCGCGUGCAGUGGGCCCAGCGUGCGAGGGAGAAGGCGGAGGCCAUGAUUCUGUACGGCCUCUCGGUGGACUGCAUGCCUGUGUGGAGCGGGACGGGUGGGACGCCCUCCUUGGACGCGGCCACUCUGCAGCACAUCUCGGCCGACGCCCUCUCCACGCCUGGACUCAGAGGGAGGACGCUGCAGGAGUGUGUGAAGAGGCUGGAGGUGGAGAUGAAGCAGGAAUAUGAUCACACCAUGAACCGCAUCACCUUUGAGAAGGUGGUGAGGAGUCACCCAGAAGAGUUUCCAAACAUCACGCUGCCGCAGCCACAACCCUGGCCAGUACCACGCAAAGGCUGUUGGUCUCUUCCUGAUUAUCCCUUCAAGAAGAACCGAGCUGUAUUUGUCGUCAGCUGUCUGCUGACCAAACCUGAGGUGAUCGGCGCUCUGUCCGAAGUAUGCGCUCAGUGCAACCGCCUGGGCACCAUGUGUCUCUUCCACAUCACGUUCAGCAGGCCGGUGCGUCUGGAAGCCUUCGAGCUCAUCCAGUCUCAGAUGCGUUCACAGGUCUCUCUGUUCCUCCGGGAGACCUGGGUGUCCACGUUGUGUGAAAACAUCAGCUCCAAGCUGCGCUCGAUGGGCCCCGGCUGGUACAACCUGGAGGAGUCGUGCUGGGAGGUGUACAGGAUGUCCAAGCUGUGUCGCCUGCUGUCCGUGGUGCGCUACAGGCUGCAGGACUCGCUGCGUUUCCUCGUGCAGGGCUCACUGCAGGGCCUGGCCCAGCUGGUGCUGGACAGCUGCCACUGUGUCCAUGCUGCUCCUCCAGAACUGGUCUGGGGCAGCGACCUCAUCACCAGCCCAUACAGGCCCAAGAAGAAUCCCCUCUUCCUGGUGGACCUGGUUUUGGAUCAAACCGGAGUCCACUACAGCACUCCACUGGAGGUGUUUGGAAGCUCUGUCAUCAACCUGUUUGACAAAGGCAUCAUGGCCACACACAAUGUGCCACAGCUCGACAAGUUUGUGAUGCAGCAGAUGUUCUACAGUGGGGUGCCGCUGCUGGAGUCGGUUGGUUUGUGGGAACCGGCGGUGUGCGAGCUGAGAGACCAGGUCAGCGCGGCUCUGAGACAGGCCUGUGGACCCCUCAGGGCCUAUGCUGCUGAAUACGAGCAGUACCUGGAACUGCACAACUCAGACUUAGAAAGCCUGCUCUGGGCUCAGAAGCAGGUUGCGCAGACAGCGCAGGAGGUGAAGAAGGAGGUGCUGGAGAUCCUGAAGGAGAAGAAGAGGCUGGAGUCCUCCUUGCCCUCCCUCAUUGUGAUCGGUCCGUUUGCAGUCAGUGUGGACAGCGUGCGCCAGGCUCUCUCUAAGAAGCGGAAGGCCCUGGCUAACGGCAUGAUAGACCAUCUUACCUCUACGCUACGCAAGGAGGUCGACCUGGCCUGCGAGCAGUGCAAGGCCAUCAGCAAGAAGCUGAAUGAGAAGCCCAACACCAUCGAGGAACUUACUGAACAAAGAGAGUGGAUGCAGCAGAUCCCUGACCUGCUCAAGAGUCACCAGGAGGUUCUGGAGAAGGCCCUGUCGGACUACGACCUGGUGGAUGAGUUCUACUGCAGUCUGUCUAAGGAGGAUUUCAACGCAAAGUGGGCCGCCAUCGGCUGGCCUCAGAAGAUCCUGACCCAGAUGGAAGAGGCGGCUGCCCAGCACCUAGAGGACGAGCAGAGCUUCCACAAGAUCCAGAUGGUGGACCAGAACAACUUCCAGGAGAGGCUGGACUCACUGCAGAUGUUGGUGGCUGGGUUUUCUGCCCACACAGAUGUUGGGCGGGCCCAUGAAACAGCCAAUGAGGUGAGGCGUCUGGCCAAACAGAUCCAGGAGUCCCAGGUGAUGGCCCAGACGUACAACAACCGGGAGCGUCUCUUCGGGAAUCCCAUCACAAAUUACGACCGGCUCCAGAAGCUGACCAAGGACUUCCAGCCGUUCAGGGACCUGUGGGCCACCACGUCCGACUGGCUGCGCUGGCACGACAGCUGGAUGAACGACCCGCUGGGCGCCAUCGACCCCGAGCUGCUGGAGCGCAACGUGAACCAAGCCUUCAAGAGCAUGCACAAGUGUGUGAAGCAGCUCAAGGACGUCUCCGACUGCCAGGCGGUGGCGGUCGAAAUCUGUGACAAGAUCGAGGACUUCCGGCCCUACAUCCCCCUGAUCCAGGGCCUGAGGAACCCGGGGAUGAGGAUGCGCCACUGGCAGCAGCUCUCGGACGACAUCCAGAUGAAUGUGAAGCCCAAGGCCAACCUCACCUUCUCCCGCUGCCUGGAGAUGGGUCUGCACAACCACGUGGAGGAGAUAGCCAGCGCUGCCGAGGGCGCUGGGAAGGAGUACGCCAUCGAACAGGCUCUUGACAAGAUGGAGAAGGACUGGUCCACGGUGGCAUUUGAUAUAGUGGCCUACAAGGAUACAGGCACCUACGUCCUGAAGAGCCCCGAAGAGGCGUCCCAGCUCCUGGACGACCACAUCGUCAUGACCCAGAGCAUGUCCUUCUCGCCCUACAAAAAGGCUUUUGAGGAGCGCAUCAGCAGCUGGGAGAGCAAGCUCCGGAUGACACAGGACGUGAUGGAGGAGUGGGUCACUUGCCAGAACUCGUGGCUCUACCUGGAGCCCAUCUUCAGCUCGGAUGACAUCAACCGGCAGCUUCCUGUCGAGGCCAAGAGGUACCAGAGCAUGGAGAGGAUGUGGAGGAAGAUCAUGAAGAGCGCCUUUGAAAACAGACAGGUGAUUGAGGUGUGUCCAAAUGCCCGUCUGCUGGACAGCUUGAGGGAGUGUAACAAGCUGCUGGAGCAGGUCCAGAAGGGGCUCAGUGAAUACCUGGAGACCAAGAGAGGCGCCUUCCCCAGGUUCUAUUUCCUGUCGGACGACGAGCUCCUGGAGAUCCUGUCCCAGACCAAGGAUCCCACCGCUGUGCAGCCCCACCUGCGCAAGUGCUUUGAGAACAUUGCUCGGCUGAAGUUCCAGGCAGACUUGCAGAUCACCCACAUGUACUCCGGGGAGGGCGAGGAGGUGGAGCUGCUGCAGCCCGUGAGGCCCAGCGGGAACGUGGAGAACUGGCUGAGGGAGGUUGAGAGGUCCAUGAAGGCCAGCCUGAGGGACAACAUCCACCGCUCCCUGCUGGCCUACCCUGAGCAACCCCGAACGGAUUGGGUGUUGUCCUGGCCGGGCCAGGUGGUGAUAGCCGGCUGCCAGGUGUUCUGGACCACUGAGGUCUCCGAGGCCCUGGAACGGGGAGACCUGUCACAUCGCCUCUACCCUGAGCUCCAGACACAGCUGGGGGACUUGGUGCAGCUGGUGAGAGGCGGUCUAUCCAAGAUGCAGAGGGCUGUGCUCUCGGCUCUCAUCGUCAUCGAGGUCCACUCUAAGGAUGUGGUGGCCAAGCUGGUGGAGGAGGGCGUCUCCAGCGUUAACGACUUUGAGUGGAUCAGCCAGCUGAGAUAUUACUGGGCCAAAGAGGACCUGUAUGUCAGGGCAGUGAAUGCAGAGUUCCUGUACGGAUACGAGUACCUGGGCAACUCUGGGCGUCUCGUCAUCACCCCUCUGACCGACAGGUGCUACCUGACCCUCACCGGAGCACUCCACCUGAAGUUUGGGGGGGCUCCCGCGGGCCCGGCUGGGACGGGAAAGACGGAGACCACCAAGGAUCUGGGCAAGGCCCUGGCCAUUCAGACCGUGGUGUUCAACUGCUCGGACCAGCUGGACUUCAUCGCCAUGGGCAAGUUCCUUAAAGGACUGGCCACCUCCGGGGCCUGGGCGUGCUUUGAUGAGUUUAACCGUAUUGACGUGGAGGUGCUGUCUGUAGUCGCACAACAGAUCACCACCAUACAAAAGGCACAGCAGCAAAGGGCGGAGCGCUUUGUUUUUGAGGGGGCCGAGAUCCCCCUUGUCCCCUCGUGCGCAGUCUUCAUCACCAUGAACCCUGGUUAUGCUGGCCGCACCGAACUACCUGACAACCUCAAGGCCCUGUUCCGGCCCAUGGCUAUGAUGGUUCCUGACUAUGCUAUGAUUGCAGAGAUCUCUCUGUACUCGUUUGGCUUCAGCAACGCCAAAGUCCUCUCCAAAAAGAUCACCACCACCUUCAAGCUCUCCUCCGAGCAGCUUAGCGCUCAGGAUCACUAUGACUUUGGCAUGAGAGCCGUGAAGACUGUGAUCUCAGCUGCUGGAAACCUUAAGAGAGAGAAUCCAGACAUGGAUGAGGAGUUAAUCUGCCUGCGGGCCAUCCGAGACGUCAACGUCCCCAAGUUCCUUCAGGAUGACCUGAAGCUCUUCAACGGUAUUGUGUCAGAUCUGUUCCCGAAGAUCAAGGAGGAGCCCGUAGACUAUGGCGCCCUGGAGGAAUCAAUACGCAACGUCUGCAACAAGAGGAACCUCAAAGAUGUCGAUGGAUACAUCACCAAGUGUAUCCAGCUGUACGAGACUACAGUGGUAAGACAUGGCCUGAUGUUGGUGGGGCCAGCUGGAUCAGGCAAAACCAAGUGUUACCAGACACUAGGAGCAGCCAUCACAGCCCUCAAGGGACAGCCGUCGGUGAGCGGUGGUGUGUACGAGGUGGUUCACAUCUUCGUGCUCAACCCGAAGUCCAUCACCAUGGGGCAGCUCUACGGGCAGUUUGACCCGCUCACACAUGAAUGGACUGACGGCAUCCUUUCCUCCCUGAUCCGUGGCGGGGCGGUGUCCAUGAACGAGGAGAAGAAGUGGUACAUGUUCGACGGGCCCGUGGACGCUGUGUGGAUCGAGAACAUGAACACGGUGCUGGACGACAACAAGAAGCUAUGUCUCAGCUCUGGGGAGAUCAUGAAGCUCACCGAUGUGAUGACCAUGAUGUUCGAGGUGCAGGACCUGGCCGUGGCAUCUCCAGCCACCGUGUCUCGCUGCGGCAUGGUGUACCUGGAGCCCAGCAUCCUGGGCCUGACGCCCUUCACUGAGUGCUGGCUGCGGCAGCUCCCCGGACCCCUCCGAGCCCACACAGAGCAGCUCAGCUCCCUCUUCACGGCCUUCCUGCAGGACUCCAUCACUUUUGUGCACGAGUCAGUGAAGGAGGUCAUCGCCUCAACGGACAGCAACCUGACCUGUAGCCUUCUGAACCUGAUGGACUGCUUCUUCAAACCAUUCGUUCCAAAAGAGGAUGUGAAGCCCCCUCCCCAGCAGACACUGAGCCGCCUGGGGGAGCUGAUCCAACCCUGGUUCAUGUUCUCUCUGGUGUGGAGUGUUGGAGCCACCGGAGACGGGGGCAGCCGCCAGCGCUUCAGUGCCUGGCUCAGGGGCAGAAUGGCUGAGGAGAAGAUGGACAUGUGUUUUCCAGAUGAAGGCGUGGUCUAUGAUUACAUGCUCGAUGAUGCAGGGAUCUCUAACUUUGUGGAUGGACAUGAGGAUGACCAAGAGAGAAAGGUGCAGUGGGUGGGCUGGAUGGAAUGCACCCCCAACGUGGUCAUCGACAAAGAGACAAGCUAUUCUGACAUAAUCGUUCCCACACUGGACACUGUGAGAACGUCAUUCCUGCUGGACAUGCUCUUAGCAAACAGGAAGCCUGUCCUGUGUGUUGGUCCCACCGGCACAGGGAAGACCCUGACCAUGUCAGACAAGCUGCUCAACAACAUGCCCGCUCAAUACGUCACACACUUCCUCAAUUUCUCGGCCCGCACUUCAGCCAAUCAGACUCAAGAUUACAUCGACAGCAAAUUGGACAAGAGACGUAAGGGUGUGUUCGGGCCUCCGCUGGGCAAGAGCUUCAUCAUCUUCAUCGAUGAUCUGAACAUGCCCAUGUUGGAGACCUACGGCGCCCAGCCUCCCAUAGAACUGCUCCGCCAGUGGAUGGACCACCGAGGCUGGUACGACAGGAAGCAGAUAGGAACCUUCAAAAAGGUGGUGGACAUUAACUUUGCGUGUGCCAUGGGCCUGCCCGGAGGUGGACGCAACCCGGUAACGCAACGCUUCACGCGCCACUUCAACAUGUUGUCCCUGACCCAGAUGGAAGAUGCCAGCAUGAAGACCAUCUUCUCUACCAUUCUAGGGAGCUGGAUGGAUGGACAGAUGAGUCAGAAGGCACCUGGCGUCCCUGUCCCGACCCUCCAGCCCCUGAACAGUCCUCUAGUAGAUGCCACGCUGAAGGUCUACUCCACCAUCACCUCUCAGCUCCUGCCAACACCCGCCAAAUCCCACUACACCUUCAACCUGCGGGACCUGUCCAAGGUCUUUCAGGGCGUGCUGAUGGCCGAGGCCUCCUCCGUAGAGGACAAAGUGCAGCUGCUCCGGCUCUGGUACCAUGAGAACUGCCGGGUGUUCCAGGACCGCCUGGUCAGUCCCCAGGACAGGGACUGGUUCGACCGGCUCCUGCAGAGCUGCAUGGAGGAGCUGGGCUGCAGCGUGGAGGAGGUGGUGCCCUCCAGGCCCGUCCUGUACGGAGACUUCAUGACCCCCGGCACGGACAACAAGGUCUACGCACCCAUGGACAACCAGGAGAAGCUGGUGCGCGUGAUGGAGGAGUACAUGGAGGACUACAACCAGGGCAGCACCAGCAAGAUGAGGCUGGUGCUGUUCAUGGACGCCGUGCAGCACGUGUGCUGCAUCAGCCGCAUCCUGCGCCAGCCGCUGGGCAACGCGCUGCUGCUGGGGGUGGGGGGCAGCGGACGGCAGUCCCUCACCAGGCUGGCCUCCCACAUCUCGGAUUAUGAAUGUUUCCAGAUUGAAUUGUCUAAGAACUAUGGUCAGACUGAGUGGAGGGAAGACAUCAAGGGCAUCAUGCUGAAGGCCGGCCUGACCAACCAGCAGAUCACCUUCCUGUUUGUAGACACACAGAUAAAGAGUGAGUCGUUUUUGGAGGAUGUGAACAGCAUCCUGAACUCCGGAGACGUGCCCAACCUGUACGCGUCCGACGAGCAGGAGCGGAUCCUCAGCUCCAUGAAGCCGGUGGUGCAGAACGCGGGCCAGCAGCCCACCAAGGCCAACCUGAUGUCCGCCUACAUCAAGAGGGUCCGCAGCAACAUCCACACAGUGCUCUGUAUGAGUCCCAUUGGGGAGGUGUUCAGGGCCCGUCUCAGGCAGUUCCCCUCCCUGGUGACCUGCUGCACCAUAGACUGGUUCAGCGCCUGGCCCCAGGAGGCGCUGCAGUCUGUGGCCACCUCCUUCCUCAGCGAGCUCCCCGAGCUGGAGGCCAGCCCCGCAGCCAUGAUAGGACUGACCUCCAUGUGCAUGAGGAUCCACCAGACGGUGGCGACCAAGUGCGGGCAGUACCUGGCCGAGCUGUCACGCCACAACUACGUCACGCCCAAGAGCUACCUGGAGCUGCUCAGCGUCUUCUCCUCUCUCAUUGGCCGCAAGAAGCAGGAGCUCCACAGCGAGCGGCAGCGCAUGAAGACCGGCCUCGACAAGCUCCUCAGCACGGCCGACGACGUGAGCAAGAUGCAGGAGGAGCUGGAGAACAUGGGGCCUCUUCUGGAGGAGGCAGCCAGAGACACUGAGGCCACCAUGCAGCAGAUCAAGGAAGACACGGUGGUGGCCGAGGAGACGCGCACGGCUGUGCAGGCCGAGGAGGCCAAGGCCCUGGAGAAGGCCCGGGUGGCAGGCGCCAUCGCGGCGGACGCCCAGAAGGACCUGGACGAGGCCCUGCCCGCGCUGGACGCCGCCCUCACCAGCCUCAAGUCACUCAACAAGAACGACGUCACGGAGGUGCGUGCGAUGCAGCGCCCUCCACAUGGUGUGAGGCUGGUGGUGGAGGCGGUGUGCAUCAUGAAGGGCAUCAAGCCCAAGAAGGUAGCAGGCGAGAAGCCAGGAACCCGGGUGGACGACUACUGGGACCCGGGAAAAGCUCUGCUCCAAGACCCGGGCAAGUUCCUGGAUGGCCUCUUUAAGUUCGAUAAGGAGAACAUUCCAGAUUCUGUGAUCAAGCUGGUACAGCCAUACAUCGAUAAUGAGGAGUUCCAGCCAGCCUCAAUCGCCAAGGUGUCCAAGGCCUGCACCUCCAUCUGCCAGUGGGUGCGCGCCAUGCACAUGUAUCACUUCGUGGCCAGAGCUGUGGAGCCAAAACGGCAAGCGCUGCAAGGCGCCCAGGAGGACCUGGAGGCCACCCAGCUCAUCCUGGACGAUGCCAAGGCCAAGCUGUCUGUGGUGGAGGAGGGCAUCACCGCCCUGCAGGCCAAGUACCACGACUGCCUGGCCAAAAGGGACGAGCUGCAGGCCAAGUGUCUGCUGUGUGAGGGCCGCCUGGUCCGAGCAGACAAGCUGAUUGGAGGACUGGCAGACGAGAAGGUGCGCUGGAAGGAGACGGUGAAGCACCUGGACUACAUGGUCAACAAUGUAUCCGGAGACGUGCUGCUGUCUGCGGGCUUCGUGGCCUACCUGGGGCCCUUCACUGGGGAGUACCGCGCGGCCAUGGCUGAGGAAUGGCUCCAUGGCUUCAGAGAGCUCAGCGUCCCUCACACACAAGAACCCAGCCUCAUCAGCACGCUGGGAGACCCCGUCAAGAUCCGGUCCUGGCAGAUAACAGGCUUGCCCAAGGACAGCCUAUCGGUGGAGAAUGGGGUGAUCACCCAGUUCUCAGCGCGUUGGCCUCUGUUCAUCGACCCACAGGGACAGGCCAACAAGUGGAUCAAAAACAUGGAGCGGGAGAAGGGAUUGGAUGUCAUGAAGCUCAGUGACCGGGACUUCCUGCGCAGCCUGGAGAACGCCAUCCGCUUCGGGAAGCCCUGCCUGUUGGAAAACGUCGGGGAGGAGCUGGACCCUGCUCUGGAACCCGUUCUGCUGCGCCAGACCUAUAAGCACCAGGGGACCACCAUGAUGAAGCUGGGAGACACGGUCAUCCCCUACCACCACGACUUCAAGAUGUACAUCACCAGCAAGCUGCCCAACCCCCAUUACUCUCCCGAAGUCUCCACCAAGGUCACCCUCAUCAACUUCACCCUCUCGCCCAGCGGGCUGGAGGACCAGCUGCUGGGCCAGGUGGUGGCCGAGGAGCGAGCCGACCUGGAGGAGGCCAAGAACCAGCUGAUCGUCAGCGGCGCCCGCAUGAGGCAGGAGCUGAAGGACAUCGAGGACCAGAUCCUGCUCCGCCUCAGCUCCUCCGAGGGGAACCCCGUGGACGACGAGGAGCUCAUCAGGGUGCUGGGAGCCUCCAAGAUCAAGGCUGCAGAGAUCCAGGCUAAAGUGACUGUUGCCGAGGCGACGGAGAGGGACAUCGACGCCACGCGGCAGGAGUAUGUGCCGGUGGCGGUGCGCACCCAGAUCCUGUUCUUCUGCGUGUCGGACCUCUCCAACGUGGAUCCCAUGUACCAGUACUGCCUGGAAUGGUUCCUCAGCAUCUUCAUUGCCGGGAUCGCAAACUCUGAGACCGCAGACACGGUGGAGCAGAGGAUCGUCAACAUCAACGACUACUUCACCUUCAGCCUGUACAGCAACGUGUGCCGCAGCCUGUUUGAGAAACACAAGCUGAUGUUUGCCUUCCUCGUGUGCGCGCGCAUCAUGAUGAACGACAACAACAUCGACAUGGCCGAGUGGAGCUACCUCCUGUCGGGGGGCAUGGCGAGCCAGGAGCUGGCUAACCCGGCGUCAGACUGGCUGUCGGAGCGCGCCUGGCAGGACGUCCUGUCCCUCAGCGCCCUGCCCAGCUUCAGCGGCCUGGUCCACAGCUUCCCCACACACACGCAGGACCUCAAGACGAUGUUCGACAGCAGCCAGCCCCACAGGGAGCCUCUCACUGGGCCGUUGGGCAGCACGCUGACUCCGUUCCAGAGGUUGCUGCUACUGCGCUGUCUGAGGGCCGACCGGCUGACCCACGGCCUGCAGGACUUUGUGUCCUCCCAGCUGGGACAGCGCUUCAUAGAGCCACAGACCUCAGACCUGGCGGUGGUCUUCAAGGACUCCUCCCCCUCCACCCCCCUCAUCUUCGUCCUCUCCGCUGGCACCGACCCCGCCGCAGACCUCUACAAGUUUGCCGACACCAUGAAGUUCUCCAAGAAGAUGAAUGCCAUUUCCCUGGGCCAGGGCCAGGGCCCCUGGGCGGAGGCCCUGAUGCACAGCGCCAUGGAAACGGGUAAAUGGUCGUUCCUUCAGAACUGUCACCUGGCGCCAAGCUGGAUGCCCUCCCUGGAGAGACUGAUCGAGAACAUCCAACCGGAUAAGGUGCACAGAGACUUCCGUCUGUGGCUCACCAGUAUGCCCAGCAACAAGUUCCCCGUCUCCAUCCUCCAGAACGGCUCGAAGAUGACCAUCGAGCCCCCACGGGGGAUCAAGGCCAACCUGCUGAAGACCUACCUGAGCCUCACCGACGACUUCCUGAGCUCCUGCUCCAAGGCUCAAGAGUUCAAGUCGCUGCUCCUCUCUCUGUGUCUGUUCCACGGCAACGCCAUCGAGCGCAGGAAGUUUGGCCCCCUGGGCUUCAAUAUCCCCUACGAGUUCACAGACGGCGACCUGCGCAUCUGCAUCAGCCAGCUGCACAUGUUCCUGGACGAAUACCAAGACAUCCCAUACAAGGUGCUGAAAUACACUGCGGGCCAGGUCAACUACGGCGGCCGUGUGACAGACGACUGGGACAGGCGAUGCCUCCUAAACGUACUGGAGGACUUCUACUGCCCUGCCGUCCUCAGCCCCGGACACCUCUACACCGUCUCCGGGGACUACCGGCAGAUCGACACCCAGUUGGGGAUCCAGGACUACCUGGCCUACAUCCGCAGCCUGCCUAUCAACGAUACGCCGGAGAUAUUUGGUCUCCAUGACAACGCCAACAUCAGCUUCGCCCAGAAUGAGUCCUUCGCCCUGCUGGGAGCAGUGGUUCAACUGCAGCCGCGAGCCGCAGCCAGCGGGGGCAGGGCUCAGGAGGAGAUCGUGGAGGAGAUUGUGUCGGGGAUUGUGGAGAAAAUUCCCAAGCCUAUCGAUAUCCGGGAGGUGCUGUCCAAGUACCCGGUCCUCUACGAGGAGUCGAUGAACACUGUGCUGCUCCAGGAGGUGAUCAGGUAUAACAAGCUGCUGGCGGUCAUGUCCCAGACUCUGGGUGACAUUGUGAAGGCUCUCAGGGGGUUAGUGGUGAUGUCCUCUGAACUGGAGCUGAUGGCCUGCAGCCUGUUUAUCAACGCUGUGCCGGAUGUGUGGAUGGCCAAGGCCUACCCCUCCCUGAAGCCUCUGGCCUCCUGGGUGGCCGACCUGCUGCAGAGGGUCGGCUUCAUGCAGCGCUGGAUCGCUGAGGGCCCCCCCGCCGUCUUCUGGAUCUCUGGCCUCUUCUUCCCCCAGGCCUUCCUCACCGGGACGCUGCAGAACUACGCCCGCAGCUCCCGGCUCUCCAUAGACACCAUCGGCUUCACCUUUAAGGUGAUAACUACCCCAGCCUCUGACAUCGUGGAGCUGCCGUCCCGGGGCUGCUACGUCCACGGGCUGUACCUGGAGGGGGCUCGCUGGGACUCCCACACCGCCCAGCUCGCCACCUCCCGGCCCAAGGAGCUCUACAGCGAGAUGGCCGUCAUAUGGAUGAUCCCCCAGGCCGACUGCAGAACCCCGGUCAGCGGGGUCUACAUCUGCCCCAUCUAUAAGACCCUCACCCGGGCGGGCACCCUGUCCACCACCGGUCACUCCACCAACUAUGUGAUGGCGGUGGAGCUGCCGAGCGAGCGGCCGCAGAAACAUUGGAUCAAGCAGGGGGUGGCGCUCGUCUGCGCCCUGGACUACUGACGAUACACACACACAGAUACACACACACGCAGAGAGACACAACCCCAAACACACACACACACACACACACACACA